This is a messenger RNA of Pieris macdunnoughi, 261 nucleotides long. Lineage: Eukaryota; Metazoa; Arthropoda; Insecta; Lepidoptera; Pieridae. The record is from the annotation of a GenBank genome assembly.
AUGGGUAAACAUUUUGGAGAGUUAGCAUUUGUUCGGGGUAUUAUAUAUUAUUCGUUAUCACCUCACGAACAAAAACCAUUUGCUGGGGCAUUUAAAGAUGGGAUACCUAACAUGUUUGCAAGAUUUAGACAAACCGGAUGGACUUGGUUGCCUGUGUUUCUGACGGGUUUUGGGAUAUUUAGCUGCGUUGAGGCGGCGCACAAGGAACGACAAAAGAAAAACCCUAAUGAUUACAUCAACGAAGUUGAUCCAAAUGCUUAA